Orbicella faveolata is the source of this 2393-nucleotide messenger RNA. RefSeq names its product GMP reductase 2-like. NCBI's taxonomy places the organism in Eukaryota, Metazoa, Cnidaria, Anthozoa, Scleractinia, Merulinidae. Gene Ontology annotation, biological process: nucleotide metabolic process. Gene Ontology annotation, cellular component: GMP reductase complex. Gene Ontology annotation, molecular function: GMP reductase activity. The record is from RefSeq and is a predicted model, not a curated record.
CUUUCCCGUACGACGGUGGCAACUUAUCUGUGGGGUGAGCUGAGAGAUCUGUCUGUUCAAGAAAAUGCCACAUUUAGAUCAUAGUAUAAGGCUGGACUUUAAAGAUGUGUUAAUUCGACCUAAACGGAGUACAAUCCGCAGCCGAGCUGAUGUUGAGCUUGCUAGGCACUUCAAUUUCAAGUAUGCGAAGAAGAAACUUCCAGAUGAUGUUGUUCCCAUCAUAAGUGCAAACAUGGACACCAUCGGUACAUUUGGUAUGGCUGUGGCUUUAGCUGAGCACAAGCUUCUGACAGCAAUUCACAAGCAUUAUCCUCUGGAAGAAUGGGUCAAGUUUGGUAAAGAAAACCCAAGUGUUUUACCAUACACCCUUGCAAGUUGUGGAAUGUCAGAUGAAGAUCUAUUAAAGUUGCAGCAGAUUUUAGAUAGUUGUCCCACAGUUCCAGGAAUCUGUCUUGAUGUUGCAAAUGGCUACUCUGAACAUUUUGUGGAAUUUGUCAAAACUGUCAGGAGCAAGUUUCCAGAUCACAUCAUCAUAGCAGGGAAUGUAGUGACGGGUGAAAUGGUGGAACAGUUGAUUCUGAAUGGAGCUGAUAUCAUCAAGGUUGGCAUAGGACCUGGGUCUGUUUGCACGACCCGCAGGCAGACUGGUGUGGGUUACCCACAGCUGAGUGCGGUGCUAGAGUGCGCUGAUGCUGCUCAUGGCCUCAAGGGACAUAUUAUCUCUGAUGGAGGCUGCACUUGUCCUGGUGAUGUCUCUAAAGCCUUUGGUGCUGGUGCAGAUUUCGUUAUGAUGGGAGGCAUGUUUGCUGGGCAUGAUCAGUCGGGUGGAGAGUUGAUAGAACGUGAUGGAAAGAAAUACAAGAUAUUCUAUGGCAUGAGCUCGUCCACAGCCAUGCAAAAACAUUCAGGAGGAGUAGCCAAUUAUAGAUCAUCAGAAGGUAAAACAGUGGAAGUCCCUUACCGUGGAAAUGUUCAUGAUACUGUCCAGGAUAUUCUUGGUGGUGUGCGGUCAACAUGUACCUAUGUUGGGGCAGAGAAGCUGAAGGAGCUUCCAAGACGUACCACAUUUAUUAGAGUCACUAUGCAACUAAAUAAUGUCUUCUCUUAAUAAUUUAAGGUGGCCUGGUAAGGUUGUGCAUCCCACAGGGUGGAAGUUAGUUUUUUGUCGUGAGUUACUAGACAGUUUACUAGUUGCAAGUGUGCUGACCUGUGACAGGUAAUCCUAAGGUUUCUCAAGAUAUUUUUGGCCUUUUAGCCCCCUUCUACCUAAGGGAGGUUAUUGGAAAUUCUGAGACAAGGCUUAACUGUAAAAAUAUUUCUUGUAAAAUGGGGGUGGGUUCAAACUAAAUAAUCUUCUAUGGGAGGGGUAUACAAGGAUAUUUUGUAUAGUCUGUCCAUAGACCCUCUAUUUUGUCUCGAGUUUGUCAAGAUCAAAUGCAAAGUAUUAACCGUGUGGGACAUGAUUGAGCUAAAAUGCAAGGGGUGGGGCUGGGAAAAGACAAAAACUAAUUAUGAUUUUAAUGUUUUUGUUCACUUCGCAGUUGCUCUCUUGCUCCCACUGGCACAUGUCCAAAGAAAAAUAACUUGCAGAAAAAAAAAAACAUCUGUCUUAAUAUUUUGUGGAGUAACAUUUUUGUUUGCCUACUAUACAGUAGAAUUCUGCCUGCAAUCUACUUAGGUUAUACCUGUGUAUAAGUUCCUCCAAAGCAAUUCUCAAUUAACACAAACUUACACUAAAUUGACUCACGGAAACAAUUCGCUACAUUGUAUCCCAUUAAUUUUUUUCUUUGCCAACCCCUAAAAAAUGAAAAACUUGGAAAGUUACCUAAAACCUAUGGCACAAAAUCAAGAUUGAUGAUACACUAUUUGAAAAGAAAAAUCCCAAGCACAUGUUAACUAACAUGUGAUAACUUAUAAUAUAGCUUUGUAGCUUACUACCUCAGAGAAAUGUUUUUCUAUCUUCAGUGAUCUUUUUAAUUUGUCCCUAAUUUAUUGACAUUUUCUGAACAUCAACCAAAAAUUGGUUCCUGUGUUGAAAGUGUAUACUAUAUGUUAGAGUUGCAGAGACUUAUUUGAUAGUAGGAUUAGCACUUUGAUGUGUAGUCAGUGUCUUUCAAACAUUUGCGAGUUGUGCCUUAAUGGCCGCAAAGACAGUGCUUUAUAAAGUGUCUGGGACUGACCAUUUCAAAAGAUGAUUUCUUCAAAAAUUAUAAUAAUUAUGUACAAUUUCAAUAAAUAAACUUGCCUGUCAAUAGGAAGAAUAUUGAUCAUUAACAAAUAGACAAAUAUUAAUACUUAUACAUAUUUAGACUAAAGUAUCACUUGAGACUUGUAAACAAUCUCUUUUUCAGAACCAUAAUAAAUUAUUGUUCCAGUUUGAGUGUCCAUAUUAA